Messenger RNA from Haliotis rubra (blacklip abalone), 1125 nucleotides. RefSeq lists its product as uncharacterized. The record is from RefSeq and is a predicted model, not a curated record. The transcript is spliced from 2 exons. Lineage: Eukaryota; Metazoa; Mollusca; Gastropoda; Lepetellida; Haliotidae. Bases 1 to 1125 code for a protein of 374 amino acids.
AUGCCUCGGCCGCCCAGAAGGAAGCCGAACACUGCCCGUAUGUUGAUGCCUCGGCGGACCAAAGGGAAGCCGAACACGGCCCGUAUGCUGAUGCCUCAGCCACCCAGAAGGAAGCCGAACACGGCCCGUAUGUUGAUGUCUCGGCCGCCCAGAAGGAAGCCGAAUACUGCCCAUGUUGAUGCCUCAGCCGCCCAGAAGGAAGCCGAAUACUGCCUGCAUGUUGAUGCCUCAGCCGCCCAGAAGGAAGCCGAACACGGCCUGCAUGUUGAUGCCUCGGCCGCCCAGAAGGAAGCCGAACACUGCCCAUAUGUUGAUGCCUCGGCCGCCCAGAAGGAAGCCGAACACGGCCCGUAUGUUGAUGCCUCGGCCGCCCAGAAGGAAGCCGAAUACUGCCCAUAUGUUGAUGCCUCGGCCGCCCAGAAGGAAGCCGAAUACUGCCUGCAUGUUGAUGCCUCGGCCGCCCAGAAGGAAGCCGAAUACUGCCCAUAUGUUGAUGCCUCGGCCGCCCAGAAGGAAGCCGAACACGGCCUGCAUGUUGAUGCCUCGGCCGCCCAGAAGGAAGCCGAACACUGCCCAUAUGUUGAUGCCUCGGCCACCCAGAAGGAAGCCGAACACGGCACGUAUGUUGAUGCCUCGGCCGCCCAGAAGGAAGCCGAAUACUGCCCAUAUGUUGAUGCCUCGGCCGCCCAGAAGGAAGCCGAAUACUGCCUGCAUGUUGAUGCCUCGGCCGCCCAGAAGGAAGCCGAACACUGCCUGUAUGUUGAUGCCUCGGCCAUCCAGAAGGAAGCCGAACACGGCCUGCAUGUUGAUGCCUCGGCCGCCCAGAAGGAAGCCGAAUACUGCUAUAAGGAAGCCGAACACGGCCUGUAUGUUGAUGCCUCGGCCGCCCAGAAGGAAGCCGAACACGGCCUGUAUGUUGAUGCCUCGGCCACCCAGAAGGAAGCCGAAUACUGCCUGUAUGUUGAUGCCUCGGCCACCCAGAAGGAAGCCGAAUACUGCCUGUAUGUUGAUGCCUCGGCCACCCAGAAGGAAGCCGAACGCUGCCCGUAUGUUGAUGCUUUGAUGCCAGUUGACGUCGAUCCGGUCUGUGGUAUUCCAGUGGUAACAUUUCUGGAGUUCAGUUAA